GUCAUGCUGCAUGGCCGGUACAUUUUUAGUCUGAUGUGCCUGUGCAUUUGGCUGCAUGCACUGGCUUGUAAUGUUGGCUCACUUCUAAUAAGUCCAGUGCAGAAAUAUUCGAUCAUCACGAAAAUGUGCUUCAAAAUCAACAUUUUAGUUCACACGGUACACUUUAUAGAUUCAUUUAUAUACGAAAACAAAUAUACAAAUUUUGAGUUGUUUAUGAUAUGUCAUCACAAAAACAAGCAAAGGGUUGUUUCUCUAGUACUACCCACCACAUUAUUUUAUUCAAUAUCAUUUUCAUAUCUUACUUUGAUCAAAUAAUAACUGCACACGCUCUUCAGCAACGUACUCCAGUGUAUUUAUCUUCGACAUUUUGUUUAGGUAGGAAUUACACAGCCAAUAGUACAUAUCAAACCAAUCUCAAUCUCAUGCUCUCAUCUCUCUCAACUACAUUCACAAACAACACAAUUUCUCAAUAUGGUUACCGUAACAUUACAGUUGGAAGAAACCCAAAUACUGUUUAUGGAUCGUUACACUGUCAGGAGGAUAUCGAACCAGCGAUAUCUUCAGUAUACGUUCAGACUGCAACUGAAAGAGUAAUGCGAGAGUGUCCAGAUACAAAAACAGCUAUUGUAUUCUGUAACGGAUGUAUUUUAAGGUAUUCAGAUGAGAAUUACUUCUCAAUCUUGAAUGAUGAAGAUCCAUCGAUUGUUGUAAAGUAUUUAAACAAUAGCAUCAUCGCAAACCAAGUUCAGUAUAUGGACACAGUAACUGGAUUACUAGAUGAAUUAGUGAUUGAAGCUGGUACUAAUACUUCUCUCAAUAGUCCUUUAUAUGCUUCUGGUUCAGAAAAUUACACAAGAUUUAAUCAAGUUUAUGCAACGGUUCAGUGUACACCAGAUUUGACACCAAGGCUCUGUAGUAAAUGUCUUAGAUCAGCUCUUCAGAGACUACCUUAUGAUGCACAAGGGGCACGAGUUCUAUUUCCAAGUUGUAAUGUCAGAUUUGAGUAUAAGCCUUUCUAUGGAAAUUAUAUGCAUAUAACUCAAGUAUCUAUUCAACCUCUUCAAGCAUCACCUCCAACUCUUCAAGCGUCAUGGAGUAAAACUAAUUCGUAUAGGAAAGAUUCAACAAAGCUUGUUACUAGCAUCACCGUUCCAUUAGUAGCUGCAGUACUACUAUCCUACAUUGCUGUUUGGUGGUUUUGUUUCCAUAAGAGAAAGAAGAUAAAUAACAACUACUUUGAUAAGAAUCCAGAUAUUCAAAGUGCAGAAUUAUUACUAUUCAACUUCAAUAUUUUAAGUGCAGCAACAAAUAACUUCUCUGAGGAUAAUAAGUUGGGAGAAGGUGGAUUUGGCCCUGUUUAUAAGGGUGUAUUAUCUGAUGGACAAGAAAUAGCUGUGAAAAGACUUUGUAAGAACUCAGGUCAAGGUGAUCCGGAGUUUAAGAAUGAAGUGUUGUUGUUAGCUAAGAUUCAACACAGGAAUCUUGUAAGAUUAAUAGGUUUUUGUUUACAUGGACGAGAGAAACUACUUGUGUACGAGUUGAUGCAUGCCAGUCUCAACCAAUUCAUAUUCGAUACUGUGAAACGAAACCUUUUAGAUUGGGAAAAACGAUACAAGAUCGUUGGAGGAAUUGCUAGAGGUCUUCUUUAUCUUCAUGAGGAUUCUCGACUCAGGAUAAUUCACCUGGAUCUCAAAACUAGCAAUAUAUUAUUAGACGAAGAUAUGAUUCCAAAGAUUUCAGAUUUUGGAAUGGCAAAGCUUUUUGAGGUUGAUCAAACUCAAGCUAAUACAAGUAGAAUUGCAGGAACAUAUGGAUAUAUGGCUCCAGAGUAUGCACGAAAUGGACAUUUCUGUGGGAAAUCAGACGUUUUCAGUUUCGGUGUCCUGGUUCUUGAGAUUCUUAGCGGGAAGAAAAUUACCUAUAUUUAUAUGACGGAUUCAGGAGAUGCACAAAAUCUUCUGACUUAUACAUGGAUGCAUUGGCAGAGAGGAUCAGCUUUAGAAGUGCUGGAUUCCAGUUUCAAAGAGAGUUGUCCGAGAGACGAAGUAAUGAGGUGUAUCCACAUUGCCCUAUUAUGUGUUCAAGACAGAAUUGCUGAUAGACCUACCAUUGGCUCAGUCAUCCUAAUGCUUAAUUGCAACUCAAUGACUCUCCCAUUACCUACACGACCUGCAUAUUUUGCGUCCAAUCAAGCAGUGGAAGAGGCAUGGAGUGUGAAUCAGGCAUCUGUUUCUGAAUUGUAUCCUCGUUGAUAAAUACUUAUGUUUAUUCGAUCAAAGAA
Molecule: messenger RNA, 2281 nt
Organism: Papaver somniferum (opium poppy)
Lineage: Eukaryota; Viridiplantae; Streptophyta; Magnoliopsida; Ranunculales; Papaveraceae
Product: putative receptor-like protein kinase At4g00960
Exons: 7
Coding region: 219-2252 (677 amino acids)
Biological process (GO): protein phosphorylation
Molecular function (GO): protein kinase activity; ATP binding
Source: RefSeq, a predicted model, not a curated record